AUGGCUAUGGCUGCUUCUUCUUCAUCUUCAUCCAUACACGUUAGAAGCAAAAAAGUAGCUAUGCUUUCAACCAAUGUUUAUUUACCAGAUGAAUGUUGGGAAUGUAUCUUCAAAUUCCUUAUCAACCACGACGCCGACGACACCCGCCGUCGCUACUUUCAUCUCAAGUCUCUUUCCCUCGUCUCCAAACAGUUACUCUCCGUCACAAAUCGUCUUCGAUCAUCUCUCACUAUCUAUUAUCCUACAUGCCAAUUCUUCCAUAGAUUCUCCAACAUCUCCUCCCUCAACCUAUCCUCCUACUGCGACGGUGAUCUCGACGAUCUUCUCGUCCAAAUCUCUCGUUUUCCAUUGAAUAUCACAUCACUCAAUAUCUCAAACCAAGUCAAGAUUCCAGCAAAGGGAUUGAGAGCUUUCUCCCUAAGCAAUACAAUUUUGAGAUCUCUCAUAGGUUCCCACAUUGCUACUUUCUAUGACACCGACAUGUUAUUCAUUGCCGAAUGCUUCCCUUUCCUUGAAGAACUUGACCUCAGUAGCCCUACAAAUUUCAAAUUUUACAAAACCGCCUUCUUCUCUGCACAGGCUCUUUCAUUCGCACUGCCCAAACUCUGCAAAGUUAACCUGUCUAAUAAUUACUAUAUCUCCAACGAAUUACUUUUCCACUUGUUCAAGAACUGUAAGCUUCUCGAAGAAGUAAGCAUCGUUAAUUGUUCGCGCAUAACCCUGCCUGGCAUGGCAGCUGCUCUACGCGAGAGGCCAACAUUGAGGUCUUUAUCUUUUACUGGGCCCUUUUACGACUCCCUUACUUCACCUUUCAUUGACUCAUUGAUGAGUUUGAAGGGUUUGACUUGUCUUAAAUUGUGCUCUUUUAUCACCUCUGAUGAGUUGCUCUCCUCUAUUGCAAUGGAGGGUCUUCCUUUGACAAGGCUUGAUCUCCCAAAUUGUCCAGAAAAUAGUUAUACCGGAAUAUUCUCUUUGCUAUCCAAGUGUCCAUGUAUACAACAUUUGAAUCUUCACAGGGCAUAUUUUCUGAAUAAUCAGCGUGUUGCCGAGUUGUCUUUAUUUCUUGGUGAUUUGAUGUCUAUAGAUCUUAGUCAGUGUAAUAGACUCACAGAAUCAGCCUUGUUUGCACUCGUUAGUAACUGUCCUUCACUUAUUGAGAUCAAAAUGGAAUGGACAUCUAUUGGAAAAGAGAGUGUAAGGAAUUCUAAUUCUUCGAUGGAUUGUAUUGUAAACUCUCAAUUAAAGUCUCUCUAUUUGGCUCAUUGUCAAGAGUUAACAGAUGAAACCAUCAUAAGGUUAUCUUCCAUUUUGUCCAAUUUGCAACUGCUUGAUUUGAAUUCUUGCCAACUUAUAUCAGAUGAAAGUAUUUGUCAAGUUUUAAGAAGAUUUUGUAACAUUAGACAUUUGAACUUAGCCAAUUGUUCAAGAGUGAAGCUACUAGUUGGAAUGAACUUUGAACUUCUUAAAUUGGAGGUGUUGAAUUUGUCAUAUACAGCCGUUCACGAUGAAACACUCUCUGCAAUCUCAAAGGGUUGUCGUGGGCUUUUGCAAUUGAAUCUUGAAAAUUGUCAUUAUGUCACAUGUAAAGGGGUGCAAUACGUGGUUGAAAACUGCACAGAACUAAGAGAGAUCAAUUUGCAUAAUUGUGAUAAAGUGCAUGGUAAUGUUUCUUCAAUGUUAUUGUCAAGCCCGUCUUUAAGAAAGAUAAUUGCUCCACCUCAUAUUCAAUUCACUAGAAGAACUAUGAAACUCUUCUCGCACCAUGGAUGCCAUGUUUAA
Vicia villosa (hairy vetch) is the source of this 1779-nucleotide messenger RNA. RefSeq lists its product as uncharacterized. NCBI's taxonomy places the organism in Eukaryota, Viridiplantae, Streptophyta, Magnoliopsida, Fabales, Fabaceae. Gene Ontology annotation, biological process: SCF-dependent proteasomal ubiquitin-dependent protein catabolic process. Gene Ontology annotation, cellular component: SCF ubiquitin ligase complex. The record is from RefSeq and is a predicted model, not a curated record. The transcript has a single exon. The coding region runs from base 1 to 1779 and encodes 592 amino acids.